Messenger RNA from Fimicolochytrium jonesii, 1001 nucleotides. RefSeq lists its product as uncharacterized. The record is from RefSeq and is a predicted model, not a curated record. The transcript has a single exon. NCBI's taxonomy places the organism in Eukaryota, Fungi, Chytridiomycota, Chytridiomycetes, Spizellomycetales, Powellomycetaceae. The coding region runs from base 167 to 790 and encodes 207 amino acids.
GCUUGAUGUUUGAGUGAACUUGGGCCGUGAGCGACGCUGAAAGUGGGUCGGAAUGCAAAGCAGCUAACAGGCGGACAUGCGGUCGACCAUCUCAUUCUAGGAAUUCUGUACUUCCCAACUCCGGAGGUCGUCCCAACUCUGCCCGCAUAACCCCUGACUACGGACAAUGUUCGCCCUGCUCAACUCCCGGCCACAGCGCCGUGUCUACAACGGCUUAGACGGGCAAGCUAUCACACCAGAAUCCCUCAACACGCUGUCCACCGAACAACAACAACCUCCCUCACAAUCAACGCCAGCAAAACCACCGCCACCAUCGCCCUACUUCAUCUCCCACUGCACUUCAACCACGUUCGAUCUCCCCACCCACACGGCCACCCAAAUUACCCUCGAACGCUGCUCCAACGGUACUGCCGUCGAUUUCGCACGCGUGCUUACCACUGUCGACGUCAUCCAUUGCCACGACGUCCGCGUGACCGUGCGCAACGGGGCUGCUGGGACGGUGCUACUGGAUGAGUGUAGUGACGUUGUGGUGUCGGUGCCCGGGGUUGUCGAUGCCAAUGGGGUGGUUGGAGAGGGAGGGGAGGGCAGUGGGUGGACGAUCUAUACGACGCGGUGUAGUGGGGUGAAGAUCGGGGAGUAUUUCGUGCCGGGGGAUGUGGGAGGGGAUGCAGGGGACGGAGACGAAGGGGAGAACCGGAGGGUGUGGAGGUUAAAGACGUGGGUGAAGGAUGGGAUGUGGACGACUGCGAGGGCAAAUCUGUAUGGGGAUGUUGUGGAGCCUUUGCCCUGAUGUCGGGACGGGAGAUGGGAGGGUAGGUUGCGGAUUUGGAUAGCAGGACCACUAUGGUCUGCGAGGUGCAAGCAAAGAUGAGCUUGAACGCAUGAGACGUGUCGCUGUGGGGCCGUGUGCUAGGUAGAGUAGGCAUAGACGGAGGUCUUCCGCAACCUGAAGGUUAGCGCCUCACAAACUGAACACAAUCAUCUUCAACGUCAAAUGCUGU